Molecule: messenger RNA, 3216 nt
Organism: Ruditapes philippinarum (Manila clam)
Lineage: Eukaryota; Metazoa; Mollusca; Bivalvia; Venerida; Veneridae
Product: ankycorbin-like
Exons: 4
Coding region: 547-1989 (480 amino acids)
Biological process (GO): regulation of cell cycle
Cellular component (GO): cytoplasm; nucleus
Molecular function (GO): protein binding
Source: RefSeq, a predicted model, not a curated record
UUUGCAAAUUUACGCACACACAUGAAUGAAGUGCGUAAAGCGACCUGUUUAACGUCGAUUAAAAGUCGUGAUAAGCUCAGGUAAUAUUAAACCUACAAACGUGACUGUUUUAUUACUAACAAUCAUCAUUACCUAGGAACACAAGUGGACUACCGUUUUCUCUCUUAAUCAACUUGAAAACUUGAAAUUAUGACUUUGUCGGAUAUAGAAGACAAUGUCUGCAUGGACUUAACAAAGAAUUAUCUCAAAGACAUUGGUAAAGCAGUUCGAGCAGUUUUGUCUAGUUCUUGUUUGGAACAUCGACUCACGUGCGGGGCCGUCGAAUGUGCACGACAACUUGAAACAGAACCUGAUGACGUCAUGAUGUGUAUCCUACCGGAAGUAUAUUCGCAGAAUGUUCCCUCAGGGAUACAACACACCCUUAUGGAAGCUUACUGCAGGGAGUGCGAUAUACCCGUUUUAAAGAUGAUGUGUAUGGAAACAUGUAAACCAAACAACUGUAGUUAAAGGGCAUUCAGUGGCAUUCGUUUACCUGGACACGUCAAAAUGAGGAACCCAAGAAACAGUGAACCUAUGUCAUUAUUAGAUGUUAUAAAAAAUGGGUAUUUUCAACAAGUAAGAUUCCUCGUAGACCACGGCGUUGAUUUAGAUCAGCGAGAUGAAGAAAGGCGCACAGCUCUAAUGUUAUGUGCUUUUAUAGAACCGGAAGCUUGGGGUGUAGGGAUAUGUCGUCUGCUGAUAGAGAAUGGAGCCACCUUGUUUCUAAAGGACAGGUACGGACUGAACGCAUUUCAUUAUGCAGUGAUUUAUGAACGUCUGGAUUUAGUUCGUGUUUAUUUAAAGGCAAUAGAUUUCAAUCUAAAUGAGGGAGAUAAGCAAGGAAAUACAGCUUUACAUUACGCUGUUAGGUCUGGAAAUGCUUCCAUCACAAGACUUAUCGCACAAAUGUACGUUAAAUAUGAAAUUGACUUUGAUAAAAUGAACAAAGAUGGGUUUACACCUUUGCAAGAGGCACAUCGUCUGAAUAAGCGAAGGUGUGCUAAAAUUCUCGAAAAUCCCGAUAUCUUCAGUGAUGAGAAUGGCAUAGAAGCAAAUAUACCUAUGGAUCUGAAAUCUGGGGUUUCUGAACGUGAUUGUUUAUCUGUUAUGAGUUCUAGAAAAUCUCUAAGUCGUCCUCGCUCUUCAGUAUUAUCCCAUAGAAGCUCGAAGUCUAGCAUUUUAACAAGCGAAUAUUCCUACCGUCGGACGCCGACGGUGUAUAGUUAUGAUAUACCACGGAAAACAAAUCGACGGGAUCCGGCGAUAGAAAUUCCUCCAAACGAAAAGAACCAAAAGAAACUGAUUCGGUGUACAAGUGUAAAUGAUAUCCGUAACAAUCCAGAAUUUUUAUUUCACAUGUCACCAAUACAAGAAACGGGAGAAGUUCAACAAGGUGCACCGAGAAGACACAUCCGUUCAAAAUCUGCAUUUACGCGAAGAUCUGAAGUAAAAAACGAUAUCAUACUGCCGAAGUCAAGUUGGAGAACAGACCUUAGAAAGUUAUAUGUCAAAUAUCAGUAUCAAUGUACCGCUUCUUACCGAGAUUCGUCUGUGUCUGAUAUAAAUGACAAUGCUUCUCUUCCUCCUCUAGACAAACCCAUAACCCCAGCAAAUUCGGAACAUGCUAUAGACGAGAUGGAUACCAGGGGAAGAAGAGCACGCGGGAAAAGUGCAACAAUGUCACGGCAAAAUACCGAAGAAGUUCUAACCGCAGGAAAAAAUAAGCAACCACAAAAACAAAAUCCUAGAAAACUUUCUCAAAACAUCGGACAUGGUGGUAAAAUAGAUUCAGCAUUGGAAUCGAGCAAUGAAUCUCUUAAUAGCGCAACUUCUUCAAAGAAAGCGCCAGAUGGAAAACACUCAAAGGCGGUGAAAGAUUCUGGCACAGGUAGAACUAGUCGCAGCACUCAUCAUAAAACCGUACCAGCUGUUAAAGUUGAGGAAGCUUAAGAAGAUAACCAGUGUUUCAAUUUUUGUAACUUAAUUAGAUAAUAUAUUGUGCUAAAUUAUGUAUACCGAAAAUUCCAAACAAAAAGUUCACCCUUGAUAACAUACGAGUAGCUUGUGUAGAAAUUACGUUUUAAAUCACGAAGAAAGGAUUUGAAAUGUUUUGGUUUAAAAGUUUUAAAGGCGCUUUCAGUCUCUAUUAUUUAAAAAAGGCAAACAUGUGUUUUAAAUGUUUAAAGUGUGAAUUUAAAGCAUGUUAGAUGCUUUUCACGUGAAGGAAGUAGCGCUAAAUGUGAAUGAUUUGUCAUUAAACGAAGUAGCAAAAUAUAAACAAAGUAGUAUUUAACUUCCAUACAAAAUGCUUAAUCACUAAAAUUAUACUAACUUGAAAUUAUAACAGGAUACCAACAUAUAAAUAGUAAUUUUAAGACAUCAAAAUAAGAGCAGAUCUGAAAUUUUUUGAAACUUUGAAAUGUGUUUCAACUAAAGACGUACAUUUUUUAUUAGACAAUGAUGCGGCUACAUUUAGACGUUAAUGAUAUCUAUUCUAUUGAUAUCACAUCUCUAUUUUUUUAUAUUUCUUUUACUAAGGUUUAUGUUAAUUUAUAUUUAACGAGAGUCAAAACAAUUUUGACUUUAUUAUUCUAUUAGCGGGUAGAAUCUUAAUCACCUAGGCUUUUUGUAAAGCGGAUUAUUAAUUGUUAUUAGUUGUUAAAUUAUUGCUGUUUAAACUGGAGGGUUCAAGAUCCGGACAGUAUAUUUCUGCCAUAUAGUAUAUUUUAUAUUUAUAUACAUAAUACAGAUUAGAAAGGAAAAGUUACAGUGUAAAAAUUUGUUAAGGUUCUGUUGAUAUUUCAAUUUGAGCAUUUCAUUCUAGAAGUACUAUUUGAAAUUCUGUGAAUUAUUUAAUUAUGUCAACAAUUAUGUCAUAAUAUUCUUGCAUCUUCUACAUACUUAAUACGCUUUAAGCUUCUUGCAGUUAAGAUAUAAAUGAAGUAGGUGUUACUGACAUUUGAAACAUUCCCUUUAGUUAGUACUAACCCUAGCCGUAUUAAUACCAGAUAUUGCAUUAAGCCGUUUGACAGUCUAUACCUUUUUUACUUUGUUGAUAAUUUAAGCCAAAGCUUUUAACCAAUGUUAUUUCUGAAAGUUGGCAACUAAAAGCUGUUAUUAAAUUUCAUGUUCUUGUUUGUAUAAAGGUUAUUAUUUAUUUAUAAAUAUGGAACUAGU